UAAUACGCUUUUUAUGUUGUUUAGAUAUAACAAUGGAUCUAGUCCUGAACUAUGUAGAUUACAACUUUUUUACACCAUAUGUGUAUCCAGCCACGUGGCCAGAGGACGAACCCUUUCGACAGAUCAUCAGUCUCCUUAUUGUAACAAAUGUUGGUGCACUCGUGCUUUAUUUGCUGUUUGGAACUUUGAGUUACUACUUGGUUUUUGAUCACACUCUGGAGCAACACCCCCAGUUUCUAGAGAAUCAGGUGCAGCUCGAGAUAAAAUAUGCUGUCCAAUCACUGCCCUGGAUGAGUAUCCCCACUGUAGCACUCUUCUUUGCAGAGGUCAGAGGUUACAGCAGACUUUAUGACAACAUUGAAGACUCUCCUUAUGGAUGGUUUGGCGUAAUCCUUAGCAUGCUCUCUUUCCUUUUCUUCACUGACAUGUGCAUUUACUGGAUUCACAGGUUCCUUCAUCAUAAACUUGUGUACAAGCGUCUGCACAAGCCCCAUCACCGCUGGAAGGUUGCUACGCCAUUUGCAAGUCACGCCUUUCACCCUCUGGAUGGCUUCCUGCAGAGUAUUCCCUAUCAUAUCUAUCCUUUCCUCUUCCCUUUGCACAAGGUGACCUAUUUGGGUCUCUACGUCGCUGUCAAUGUCUGGACAAUCUCUAUUCAUGAUGGCGAUUACCGCGUCCCAAAUUUCUUGAAACACAUUAUCAAUGGCUCUGCCCAUCACACCGAUCAUCACUUGUAUUUUGAUUACAACUACGGUCAGUAUUUUACUUUCUGGGAUAAAAUUGGGGGAUCCUACAAAAAUCCCUCAUCCUUUGAAGGGAAAGGGCCACGUGAUUAUUUGAAAAUGUUAAAAAGCGGAGAAUUGGCCAAUAUUAAAAAUAGCCACAUGAAUGGAGACAGUCUAAAAGAUAAAUAGAUCUCCCCAAGAUGAUUGCAAAAAGGCCUUGACUUUUUUUAAAUGAAAAAACCUACUUAUAAAGAAAGCCCUUUCCCUGUUUUAUAUCAUUCUUGGGAUGCAAGCAUUGUAAGUGCUUAGUAGGGUAAUUAUGGUGGAGUUAUGUCAUUAAGAAUCAUAAUACAGUCCCAUAAUUGAGACUGUGUGUGGUGAGGGUAAAAUGCAUAGGACCUAUGUAAUGUCUAAUGUUGAUGCAAUAAGGAAAAUAUUGUUCCUGGCACUUCAUGCAAUGUCAGUGCAUUGAAAUUGUGAGUGCCUUUUCUAGGAUAAUACAUACAAGCCUCAGUCAGCAUGUAAAUUCUGCCAUAACGGCAGUAACAAAAUAUCUUUUCGGUAGACUCAAAAGCUUUCUCCUGAAAGAGCCAGAUACAGGUUCUCUCUGCACAGUGAAUCGCUUGCUGGGGAUUGUGCUAAUUGAGCCAGGAUGCUACUGGCAGCACUAUACAGAUAAUACAGUAUUGCUGCAAUACUGGCUUGUACUUAAAAGGAAAAUUGAUGAUUGAAUAAAAAGAAGAGACACUGUAGUCGAUAUAGAUUAAUGCUUUGCAUGUAGAAUAUGUUCUAGUACACUUUUCUGCAUAUACCUACCUGGAGUUUAACAAAAGAAGGCACACACAUUUUCCAAAAAAUUACUUACCCAUCUAGCUUUUUAAGGAUUCGCUUUGCAUUUGAAUCAAAACUGAGCUAAUGUUAUGCCAAUAGAAACAUUUUAUAUUUUAAAAUAGGAAGAUCCACCAGACCUACUAUUUUCUAAAUAAAAUCUUAUGCUGUUCAUAAAUAAAAUUCAAAUAAUUCAACAUUUAGGCUACGUCUACACUGCUUCCCUCUUGCAGAAGAGGAAAUGCAAAUGGAGCGCUCAU
Messenger RNA from Pelodiscus sinensis (Chinese soft-shelled turtle), 1813 nucleotides. NCBI's taxonomy places the organism in Eukaryota, Metazoa, Chordata, Testudines, Trionychidae. The record is from RefSeq and is a predicted model, not a curated record.